This is a messenger RNA of Trifolium pratense (red clover), 3172 nucleotides long. RefSeq names its product nuclear poly(A) polymerase 1-like. The transcript is spliced from 13 exons. Gene Ontology annotation, cellular component: nucleus. The record is from RefSeq and is a predicted model, not a curated record. Gene Ontology annotation, molecular function: poly(A) RNA polymerase activity; RNA binding. NCBI's taxonomy places the organism in Eukaryota, Viridiplantae, Streptophyta, Magnoliopsida, Fabales, Fabaceae. Bases 666 to 2945 code for a protein of 759 amino acids.
AAAUCAAUUGACCCAUAAUAAUAAGUUAUAGACACAAAAAUAGAAAUUUUGAUGAUUGAAUUGGGCCGUAGAAACCAUUUAUAAUUGCGAGUGUAGUACUGUACUGUACUGGAGAGAGUGUUGGGAAAAUAUCUAUCUUCUAUGAAUAGAUAGAAAGAGCAUCGAAUCAUCAAAUCGCAUCACAUUGCACCAAAGAAGUGAGUUUGCUUUCAGUUUCUCAUCAAUCAUCAUCAUCACUCUCAUUUUUCUUCAACUUCUUCAACACCAACACCGUGCCGCUUAUAAAUGACUUCCACUGUUGCCUUAUGCUCAUUUGAUUUCUCUUUUUAGGGUUUCAUGUAAUCUGUUUCAUGAACAAAUUUAUUAUUAGCUCGCUCAACUUGUAAUUAUUGUUAUUAUUAUUAUUCUUCAUACUUUAUACUUUUUAGUCAAAGUUUAUAUAGCUUUGAUUUUGUUUAUCACCAUUACUGUAUAAUCAUCACUUUAUUACUAACUUUUUUUAUUUUUGCUUUUCUUACUAUUUAGUAUCUUCUUAUGUACGUUUUUAUUGGAAAACUAAAUCAUCAUAAUAAUAAAGCAUUAUUCCAUUGAAAGAAAGAAUAUACAUAAUUGUAAUAAUAUAUAUACAAAAAAAAAGAAAAGAAAAAAAGUCUAAAAAUUUCUUGAUGGGGAGCCCUGGAUUGAGCAACCGAAGUAGCGGGCAGCAACGGUGGUUAGGGAUAACAGAACCCAUAUCAUUGAGCGGACCGACUGAAUAUGAUGUCGCCAAGACCCGUGAACUCGAGAAGUACUUGCAAGACGCCGGCCUGUAUGAAAAUCAGGAGGAAGCGAUUUGUAGGGAGGAAGUGCUAGGCAGGCUUGACCAGAUUGUGAAGAUUUGGGUCAAAACCAUUAGCCGUGCAAAGGGAUUUAACGAACAAAUGGUGCAAGAAGCAAAUGCCAAGAUUUUUACUUUUGGCUCCUAUCGCCUAGGGGUACAUGGCCCUGGAGCAGAUAUUGACGUUCUUUGUGUGGGACCUAGACAUGCAACCAGAGAUGAAGAUUUCUUUGGUGAGCUACAUAAAAUGCUAUCUGAGAUGCCAGAAGUGACAGAGUUGCACCCAGUGCCUGAUGCUCAUGUUCCAGUGAUGGGUUUCAAGUUCAAUGGCGUCUCUAUGGAUCUCCUUUAUGCAAAAUUAUCUUUGUGGGUUAUUCCUGAAGACUUGGAUUUAUCACAGGAAGCAAUAUUACAAAAUACAGACGAGCAAACUGUUCGCAGUCUUAAUGGUUGUAGAGUGACUGAUCAAAUCUUGCGUUUGGUUCCAAAUAUUCAGAAUUUUCGCACGACAUUGAGAUGCAUGAAGUUAUGGGCUAAGCGUCGUGGCGUUUAUUCAAAUGUUGCAGGUUUUCUUGGUGGUAUAAACUGGGCAUUGCUGGUUGCUCGAAUAUGCCAGCUAUAUCCGAAUGCACUGCCUAGUAUGUUGGUGUCACGAUUCUUUAGGGUAUAUACUCAGUGGCAUUGGCCAAACCCAGUAAUGCUUUGUGCUAUUGAAGAAGGAUCGCUUGGACUUCAAGUUUGGAAUCCUAGAAGAAAUCCCAAGGAUAAAUAUCAUAUAAUGCCGAUAAUUACUCCUGCUUAUCCUUGCAUGAAUUCUAGCUACAAUGUGUCGUCAAGUACAUUGCGUAUUAUGACAGAGGAGUUUCAGAGGGGACAUGAAAUAUGUGAGGCCAUGGAGGCUAACACCGCUGAUUGGGAUACUCUUUUUGAGCCCUAUCCAUUUUUUGAAGCUCAUAAGAAUUAUUUGUGGAUAGACAUUUCCGCAGAGAAUGCUGAUGAUCUUAGAAACUGGAAAGGCUGGGUUAAGUCUCGCAUGCGGCAGUUGACAUUGAAGAUUGAGAGGGACACUUUUGGCAUGCUUCAGUGUCAUCCACAUCCUGAUGAUUUUUCAGAUAAAUCUAAACAUCUACACUGUUCUUACUUCAUGGGUCUGCAACGUAAGCAAGGAGUUCCUACCACUGAAGGCGAACAAUUUGAUUUAAGACUAGCUGUUGAUGAAUUUAAGCAUACUGUUGGUAUGUACAAUCAAUGGAAACCUGGAAUGGAUAUCUCUGUGUCCCAUGUGAAACGCCGCAAUAUACCUGCCUUUGUAUUUCCUAGUGGCGUUCGGCCUAACCGUCCGUCCAAAGUAACCUGGGAGAGUAAGCGAAGUUCAGAGCUUAGGAUUUCCGGCCAUGGUCAAGCAGAAAAGUCUCAACAAGGUAAAGUGGCUGCAUUAGGAGCAAAUGAUGAUAGGAAGAGAAAACAAGCAGAGGAUAGUACGGAUGACUUAAGAAAUUCCAAGGUCUUUUCAUCUUUGCCACCCUCCAGCAGGGAAGUUCUUGAAGAUGGAAAUCCUGUCAGCAUUGCUAGUUCUUGCUCUGUGAAAUGUGAUGACACAGAAGUCAACAGUAUGAGUGAACAAAAGAGUGAGAAACCUGAUUUGAAUUAUUCUGGGGAGUAUCCUUCUGUGGAUAGAGAGACCAAUGGAUCAGAAAAAAGCAACUCACAUAUUAACCCUCUACUUACUGCUACUGAUACAUCUAGUUUUAACGAAGCAGGAAAGCUAGACAUUGAGAAGAUUACGUGUGGUCCAUACGAUGCACAUCAAGUCUUGUCAGGAGAACCUGAUGAGCUUGAAGAUGAUCUUCAGUAUAGAAAUCAAAUAAAAGAUUUUGGCGGGAACCUGAAAAACGGCAACUUGGACUCUACAAACUCAGAGUCUGUAGUGGCAGCGGAACCAGUUUUUUUUCAAGAGGAAAAUAUUAGUUCAACUCAUAUAUACUCUAACGGGGGCUUGGAGGAACUUGAGCCUACUGAACUCACAGCGCCAUUGUUAAGUGGGAAUCCUGCACCAGUACCACAGCGGAAACCCCUUAUUAGGUUGAACUUCACCUCCUUGGGGAAAGCGGCUGACAGAAGUUCUUAGAGACUUGCAACUUGCAAAUUUUAGCUGCUGAUAAGCUGGGAUAUAAUUUGUAAAUGCUCUUUUUUCUGGUUACUCUUUUUUCCGAAUUGCAAUAAUGUUAAUACUGCAAGCAAGGAAGAACAUGCAGCCAUAAAUUUUCAUGUCAACUGUUGUACAUCUAAACUUCGAUAACUUAAAAAGUAUACUUUCAACCGCCUCACAUAUCUGCAAUCAUUUUCUAUUUCAAC